Molecule: messenger RNA, 1707 nt
Organism: Diplodia corticola
Lineage: Eukaryota; Fungi; Ascomycota; Dothideomycetes; Botryosphaeriales; Botryosphaeriaceae
Product: mfs general substrate transporter
Exons: 2
Coding region: 1-1707 (568 amino acids)
Biological process (GO): transmembrane transport
Molecular function (GO): transmembrane transporter activity
Source: RefSeq, a predicted model, not a curated record
AUGGUCCGCAAAUCCCACCACCAGAACAACAACGUGUCCCACGUCGAGGGCGGGAACCCCGAAUCCUCGCAGUCCUCCACCGCGGGUGAGAAGCCGGUCCAGAAGUCCAAGGGAUGUCUUGCCGGCGGCCAAUACCUCCAGGCUCUCCACGCCGAAGAGGACAAGGGCCUCUCGCAUGGUCCGCUGACCGAGCUCGAGAUCGACAUGCCGCUCACCUACUUCGACCACCACCGCCACGAGGGCGAGGAUUUCAUCCUGCUGAGAUUCGCCCCUGGUGAUGCCGAGAACCCUUUCAACUGGAGCAACGCCCGGAAAUCCAUGUCGACGGCACUGCUGUGCCUGAUGACCCUGACCAUUGGUCUCGCCACCACCGCAUACAGCUCCGGUGUCAGCAGCAUGUGUGAAGAAUUUGGCACCUCGACGGAAAUUGGCCAGCUCGGUCUCUUCCUGUUCAACUUCGUUUGCGCCAUGGCCCCCAUGUUCCUGGCUCCGUUCUGCGAGCUGGUCGGUCGUAAGGUCAUCUACGUCGGAGCAUACUUCUGCUUCUGCAUUACCUUCAUUGGUCUGGCGCUCGGCAAGAACAUUGCCACCAUCCUGGUCAUGCGCGCCUUCCUCGGUCUGUUCGGUUGUGUUGGUACCAUCCUGGUCGGCGGUACUUUCGACGACAUGUACCCUCCGGAGAAGCGCUCGAGGCCCAUGGCCCUCUUCUCCUACGUGGCCAUUCUGGGCACGGUCGGUGCUCCCAUCUAUGCCGGUUUCAUCGACCAGGCCAUUGGCUGGCGCUGGAUCGAGGGUAUCCAGGGUCUGUCCUGCGUUCCUCUUCUGAUCAUCAUCCUCGUCUUCUUCAAGGAGACGCGCGGUGGUGUGACGCUCCACAAGCGCGCCAAGGCGAUCCGCGCUGCGACUGGCGACGAGCGGUACAAGGCUCAGAUGGAUCUCGAGGCCAGGAACAUCAAGCAGAUGCUCAACGCCUCGUCCGUCAAGGCCGUCAAGAUGCUUGCCACCGAGCCCGUCGUCUUUGCUUUUGGUCUCUGGAUCGCCUUCGCCUGGUUCCUGACCUUCCUCUUCCUUUCGGUUAUCCCCAUUACCUUCACCGAGAAGCACGGCUGGAGUGAGGGUGUCUCGGGUCUUCCUUACAUCGCGCUCUGCGUCGGCACCACCAUUGCGUUCGGCCUGAACUUCCUCCAGAUCAGCAAGUACGAGAAGAUGAACGUGGAGCAGAACGGCAACGUCGCCCCCGAGGCGCGUCUGUACGGUGCUCUCUGGGGUGCCGUCUGGCUGCCCAUCGGCCUCUUCAUCUACUCGUUCACCCAGUACGGCUACCUCAUCUGGGUGGGCCCCGUCAUCGCCCUCGCCCUCAUCGCCAUCGGCAUCUUCUUCAUCUUCGAGUCGUGCUACUCGUACACGGCCGACUGCUACGGCCAGAACUCGUCGUCGGCCAUCGCCGGCCAGGGUCUGAUGCGCAACACGCUCGGCGCCGUGUCGCCGCUGUUCGCGACGCAGUUCUUCCACAACAUGGGCUCGCAGUGGGCCGGUCUGCUGCUCUCGCUCGUUGCCGUCGUCCUGACCUUCAUCCCCUUCGUCAUGUUCAAGUUCGGCCCGGCGCUGCGCGCUCGCAGCAAGCUCGCGCUCAUCAGCGAGGACGAGGCCAUGAGCGACGAGGAGGGCACUUCGGUGGAGCCCACGCUCACCAACCCCGUCCACUAG